This is a messenger RNA of Papilio machaon (common yellow swallowtail), 928 nucleotides long. RefSeq names its product negative elongation factor E (gene Nelf-E). Bases 117 to 905 code for a protein of 262 amino acids. The transcript is spliced from 4 exons. NCBI's taxonomy places the organism in Eukaryota, Metazoa, Arthropoda, Insecta, Lepidoptera, Papilionidae. Gene Ontology annotation, cellular component: NELF complex. Gene Ontology annotation, biological process: negative regulation of transcription elongation by RNA polymerase II. The record is from RefSeq and is a predicted model, not a curated record.
UCAACUUGGCGUUUCAAAAUAUUGCUUUUAAGGUGGUUGUUUUUGUAGCGGUAAGCAAUUAAAUAAAAUAUCAAAGAUACGUAACAGGUCACUAAUUUGUGAAACAACUUAAAAAAAUGGUGUAUUUGCACUUUACUUCAAAUUUGACAGAAGAAGAAUUAAUGCUGCAAGCAAAAUAUCAAAAAUUAAAAAAGAAAAAGAAGGCUCUACAAGCUUUAAAAGCACCCAAGCAAGAGCCUGAAAAGCCUAUAUUACCUAAACGACCAACCGAGGCACGAGAUGCACGAGAAAUUGCUCGGAAGCUAAUCAAAAGUGGUGCAAUUCAAGCUAUCAAAAGCCCACCUCCUCAACCACAAAAUGCUACUUUUAAACGUCCUCGUGCAGGUAGGGAACGGAAACUUAGUGGAUCAGCAGGUGCCACAGGAGGUGUAGCAUCAUAUCAGCCCUUCAGUGCUUCACAAGAACCUCCGCCACCAGAAGAGAAACCAUCUCCUCGUGUUAAAUAUCUAUAUGAUUCAUUUGUCACUGCCAGAGAGAAAGAAGAAAAAGCUACUCGUAACCAAGGUGGUGAAACUCCCAAUUCAAAUACAUCAAAGAGCUGCAUGGUACAAGUAACAGGUGCCAAUAUAACAGAGGAAGUAAUAAGGCGAAGACUAACUACAUUUGAGCCAUUCACAUAUGUACAGGAGGAUGAUGAGAAGGUAUUAUUAACAUUUGAAACGCCAGAUUUGGCAUCACAUGCUCUAGCAGCUAUGGAAGAUUCCGAAGAAAAUUGGCGAGCAACAUUGACUCGGCGUCCAUCUGCAGGAACUUGGGCGACGGCAGCGGCUUCUGCACGAAACGCUCCAGCGCCUCCAAAAGACACAAAACGGACUCUUUUAACCUACGAUGAUAUAUUUGAUUAAUUUGAAAUUAUUACAAUAAAAAA